UUUGAUAUUCACUUUAUUAAAAUCAUUGAGCUGGAACACUCAAAUUGGAAAAAAAUUAAUAUUCAUUAUUCUAGUGUGCAAACCGAUAUUGUGGCAUCUUAAAACUAUAAUUUUCGUUUAUUUAUAUUGCGGUUGCAGCCCUGCGCGUGUAAGUGUCCCUAGAAUUCGGCGUCCUCUGAAGGAAACUGUAAAUUACCAAUACGAAAAAAGUAAAAAUCAGCAUUGCAAUGACGUCGUCACACUCGGAGACUCCUCUGCGUCGAUCUGCGGAGGGCAGCUACCGCAAAAACGACGAGGCCGAGCGGCAGGAGGCACACCGGCGCACACCGCUGGUGCAGCAGGACACUCGCAAGAGUUCAGCUCUCGAGUCCAUCGAGGAGAACGAGACGAUACGCUCCUGCGUGGAUCUGUACAACUGCGAUAAGCUGAGCAAAGACACUGCCUGGGAUACGUCGUUAAUUGAUUCGCUGGCCACUCUAAUGGAUCGCCAUCACAAACAGCUGAACAAUUUUAAGAUGGCUGGCUAUUCGCUGGAGGCCUCGGCCAAGGUCUACAACCUGCGUGUAGACUCAAUCUACAAAGAUGCAUUGCGUAUAUCGGCGGGUUUGAAUGCUCGCCCCUUGAAGAGCUUACCUGAGGGACCUCCAGGUGAUGGCGAAGAUGCCGAUGCGGCUCCCAACCAACAGCAGCAGGCGGCACCUAAGCCCAAGCGCCAGAAAAGGAAUUUAUCAACGGUGACAAAGAACAAGGAAACAUUGAAUGCGCGUUUGGACAUGGUGCCCAUGCAGGAAGCGAUAUUUGGGAAGCUCAAUUCGACGGUGGGUUCCAUCAAUGCCUCCAAUCGCCUGAUGCACAACAUUCUGCCCAGCGUGGACUCUGAGAUACGGCUACGCACGACCCACAAAUUCUGGGAUUCGACGGAGGAGACGGAUGAGCUCAUGGACAGCGAAACGCUGAGUGCUGGCACCAAGGAAUGGACCAAUGAAGAGUUGUGCAAUGCGGAAUGGCUGCCUAAGCUGUACAACCAUAUGGACAAACUAAAUCUACGGCCACUCCACACGGGCUACGUGAUAACCAGUGCUCCCAAUCCCAAGCCCCAGACGGGAUCUAUUUCAGAGGCGGCCCCCACAUAUGAUGACGCUGCUGAGGGGCUGGAUAAUGCAGACGACUUCGGUGUGAAUCCCACAGAUAUAUCCGUGGCCUUUGACAUGAAUGCCGAGUGUGAGCCCAUGCCGGAUAUGGAGGCAAGUCUACCCAUUAUCCUAGAUGUACAAUCGAAUGAUUUGCAGGAUCUCACCGCCCAGGAGCAGACGCGUUUGCGGAAAACGGCCUGGGUCAUUGACGAUCUGAGGCCAGUGGAUGGUGUGACUAGACUGGACUACUCUUACAGGCCCAUGGACAGGAUCUCACAGUUUUGGGCGGGUCCAGUGCAUUGGAAAUUCAGGCGCACUCGCCCGCUCACCACUCUGGCCCAGACGAAUGGCCCUAUGGCUGCUAAACCAAAGAAAACGGCGGCAGCCACCUCCAAGCGACGCAUGAAGGAUCUGCGCUAUGGAAAGUUCAACAAGGAGUUAUUCCAGCCCCUCAAUGCUAACAAAAAAAAGCAGCGACAGGUCAAUCAAAAGAAUUGGGAUGCCCGAAAGCUGGUGCGGCCCACAAAAUUCAACUUUGAAGCGGAUUACUUUUUAAAAUAUGACUCGGCGCCGGGUAUAAAAGUUAGCCAGAGGUUUGGAGAAGCCGAUCUGGUUGAGGGACUGGGCAAUGAUACGGAUAUGGAUGGGGGCUCCCACCACGACGAUUCCGACUCACAGCUUUUUGACAACGAACAUUUCACCACAGAUGAUCCUUUCAUGAACCGAAUGUCGGCAGAGGGCAUUGAAGAACCCACGGACAUGAUGAAUGAAGAUUCAUGUGAGGAUAUGCUCAAUCAAAGCCAAAACAUCCCAAAGGAUGAGGAUACAAUCUUGGAGAUAUCCACCGAAUUUAAGGAUGCACCAAGGCAGAUCACAAAAGUAAUUGUGCCAUUUGAGAAGCGUUCCAAGGUGAUCGACAUGAAGAAUCUCAAGAAAUGCUGCCAUUCUUUGAUCCAGAAACAGCUCCUGAGUCCUGUCGAUGAGGCAUCGAUACCCUCCCACCCAGUGCCAAAGGAAGAAAGCUACGCGAAGGGUACCGCCAGCUUCCAGGAGGUUUACCGAUCGUUGCCUGAUGUCUUGAGUGACAAAAUGAAAGAUUCUCUGUCCCCAUCGGUGGCCCUCAAUGCGGUUCUCCAUUUGGCCAAUGACAUGAAACUGCGACUGAUUCCACAAGAGAAUCUAAAGGAUUUCCAAAUCCGGCAAGUUCUGGAUGACGAAGUUUAGAAGUUUAGAAGUAAUCAAUCUCCACACAAUUUUAAACACAUUUUCAUGCACCAUAACAUACAAAACACUAAACGAAACGAAGCAAGUCCCAUCUCCAAUGUAUUUUUGGAUGAUUUUUUAAUUCCAUUUCUCAAACGGUACCCCGUUCUAAGUCAUAAGAUUUACAACAAUAGAAAUGUGUGUGCUACCAUAUUAACAAUAAAUUAAUAUUUUUGAGAGCACA
Drosophila miranda is the source of this 2580-nucleotide messenger RNA. Its product is annotated as condensin complex subunit 2-like. The record is from RefSeq and is a predicted model, not a curated record. The transcript has 4 exons. Bases 228 to 2357 code for a protein of 709 amino acids. Gene Ontology annotation, molecular function: chromatin binding. NCBI's taxonomy places the organism in Eukaryota, Metazoa, Arthropoda, Insecta, Diptera, Drosophilidae. Gene Ontology annotation, biological process: mitotic chromosome condensation. Gene Ontology annotation, cellular component: condensin complex.